CUUAGUUUAUUAAGUUUAUUAAAUUUUAUUAUAAACGUUUUUCCAGCAAAGUGUAAUAUGGAUCUUUCAAAAAGAAUACCACCACGAGGAAAAGUUGCAUUUGAAAGUGCAACUAAAGGAAACCCGAAAGAGUCUCAGUCAAAAAUUCCAAAAAGAUUACCAUCUAGAAGUUUAUCUUUAUCAAGAAUAUCAGAUGUAAGAGGUUAUUCGUCUUUGGAGCCCUCUUCACAUAUGACUCGAUCAAAAACUACACUAACUACAACACCUCUUAAGAAGUACAAAUCUGCGAAACCACAGCAAUUAUUUCCUCCGCCAACACUUUCUGAAUUUCAUGACCGAUUAUUGUCAUCACCAACAAGCUCUAGAAAACAAUCAAGACAAGUGAGUGGAUCAGCAGUAAAGACUAACGCACAACGCUCUAAAGAUGUUGAUACUCGGCCAUUCGAUGAUAAAAAAUGGCAACAAUCCCAAUCACAAAAGAUUCAACAGUAUUUACAACGCAACGAAUGGAAAAAUGCUGAAGGAUAUUCAUUACGACCUUUAUCCAUAAACACCUUCAUUGAAAUAUGUAAUUUAUUAUUUACAAAAUUGGAUACGAAAUUGGUAAUAACGAAAGAAAAUUAUGUAGAAGAAUUACCAUUUAUUUUACGUUCAUUGGGCUAUCCGUCUUCCCAAAACCUUAAAAAAUCAUUAAUGAAAGCAGUAAAUAUUCCGAGAAAUUGGCCAAUGGCUGUUGGUAUAUUGAGUUGGAUUGUAGAACUAGUUGAAGGAUUUGAAUGCUUUGAUUAUGAAUCACAAAUUCCUAGCAAACAAAAGAUUAUGGCGAAUGCUCUUUUUGACUCAUAUCAAAUAUUAACUAAAAAUCCUGAUGGCGAUGUUGAAAUACCUAUAAAUCAUACUUACCAUCAGUUGAUUCAAUGUGAAAAUCUAACCGAUGAUGAUUUUAAUAAUGUGAAGAAACAAAUUGAAGAAAUAGAAAGAAAAUUGGAAAAUGUAGUCCAUGAAGAACAUAAAUUAUUGGAGACCCAAAAUGAUUAUGAAAAUAAGAAGCGUCAUAUCAGUAAGAUGGAACAAAAAGUUUUAGAACAGGAGGAUUUAAAACAGAGAAAAAUAAAUCAAAUUAAACAGUUAAAAAACGAUUUGAAUGAAACUGAAUAUAUUUUAAGUACUUUGUGCAAAGAAAAAGAAAGUUUAUUAAAAACUAUUAAAAGUCAAGGUGUGGAUAAAGAAGAAUACUUAGCAACAUUAAAUAAUUGCGAAGAGCUAGAACAAGAUAUUGCAAGUUUAAAUAAACUAAUAGAAAAUUUAAGAGAAUGUACUUAUGUGGAAGAAAUGAAAAUGAAACGGAAAUAUGAACGGGUUGUACGAUUAAGCGAGGAGUUCAAUAAGAAAUGUUUAUCAAAUAUUACAGAAUUAAAUUCUUUUGCAGUUUACAAUGUUACUUUGACGAAUCCAAACACUCACCAAGUUUUAUUAGACUUAAAAAACAAACUGAUGAAAACUUGGGAAGAACAAUUACAGGAAAGUGAAAAAUUAGAUUUAGAGGCAACUGAAAUUGCUGAAUUAAAUAAGAAAAUGGAGAAAUUAAAUAUUAUCGACAGUCAAGAAAUACCGAAACUUAAACAUGAAAAUGAAAUAUUGCGGGAAAAAAUUGAUAAAGCCAAAAAUAUGAUUCAAAAUUAUCAAAUUGAAACUGAAAGACAUAUAAAACAAUAUAAAGAGUGUGAAUCAAAAAUAGUUGAAGUGGAGAAUCUACAAAAGAAAAUGAUUUCAGAAUCGGAAAAAUUAUUUAAAAAAAUGGAAGAAGAGUAUUUUGCAUAUGGAUAUGCAGUUGUGGCACAUCUAGAAGAAAUAUAUGGUAAAUUGGAUGCGAGUGUCAAGAUGAUGAAAGAAGCUCUUAAUGAAAAAUAAUUACCUAAAAACCAAUUAAUUAAGAUUGAAUCAUUAAUACACACUUUCAAAUAUUUGGUGCUUUUCCGAAAAACGGGUAGAAUUACAAAAAAAAGUCUGGCUCCUGAUAUUACAGAGUUGAUAAUUAGUACAAUUAAACCAAAUAUCAAAAUGGAAAAAAUUAAUGUUUCUUUGAAAUUUUCCACAGUUCUUUGUUAGGUUGUAAACACUUCGUAAAAAAACUCAUAAAAAUUAUUAUUUUCAAUAAUAUUUGGGUUUUUUCACAUUUAUAAUGAUGUACAGGGAGUUUCAUAUAUUCUUGAGAGGAGCAUAAAUUUGUCUGCUAGCUUCCAUUCAGUGUUUCAUGUUUUACCACUAACCGGCGUAAAUAUGAUUAUUUUGAAUCAGAGUCAGAAUUAGAUAAGCAUUACGUGUUUGUAGUUUCUGAAUUUGAAGACGUUACAAUCAUUAUUCGAAUACUGAUAAUGAAAAUGGUUUUGGUAUUAUUAAACUACCACCAAUCAGUCUCAUGAAUAGGUGUAGGACUAGAUUGUUAAUUCAAAAUUUAUGUGAACAAAUUCUCAAUGGGAGGGGUUUUGACCCUCAAAACCCCUCUCAUGCAGACGGGACUGCAGAAAUUAGUUUGUUAAAAUUAUAUUAAGUGCACCAACUGGUAGAGCUGCUUUUGCCAUUGGUGGUUCGACCUUACAUUUUUUGUUUUUACUACCAGUCAAACAAUGUUCGAUUGAAAAAUGCGAU
This is a messenger RNA of Chrysoperla carnea, 2649 nucleotides long. Its product is annotated as kinetochore protein ndc80-like. Gene Ontology annotation, biological process: attachment of mitotic spindle microtubules to kinetochore. NCBI's taxonomy places the organism in Eukaryota, Metazoa, Arthropoda, Insecta, Neuroptera, Chrysopidae. The record is from RefSeq and is a predicted model, not a curated record. Gene Ontology annotation, cellular component: Ndc80 complex. The transcript has 11 exons. Bases 58 to 1911 code for a protein of 617 amino acids.